Molecule: messenger RNA, 2263 nt
Organism: Dryobates pubescens (Downy woodpecker)
Lineage: Eukaryota; Metazoa; Chordata; Aves; Piciformes; Picidae
Gene: PSMB1
Product: proteasome 20S subunit beta 1
Exons: 6
Coding region: 51-764 (237 amino acids)
Cellular component (GO): proteasome core complex
Source: RefSeq, a predicted model, not a curated record
CUCCGGUGCCGCCAUUUUGCCGUGAGACAGCAUUGGUCUGGUCUGGUGAGAUGUUGUCUACCGCUGGUUUUGCGGAUUCUAGGCCAGAGAUGGACUACAAGCUCGGCGCGCCCAAGCAGUACCGCUUCUCGCCCUACACCUUUAACGGAGGGACUGUGUUGGCAAUUGCUGGAGAAGACUUUUCUGUCGUUGCCUCUGACACGCGACUGAGUGAAGGUUAUGAAAUUCACUGCCGGGACAGUCCAAAAUGCUACAAACUAACAGAAAAAACAGUCAUUGGAUGCACUGGUUUCCAUGGUGACUGCCUUACCCUUACUAAAAUUAUUGAAGCAAGAUUAAAGAUGUACAAGCAUUCCAAUAACAAGACCAUGACUACUGGGGCUAUUGCAGCAAUGCUCUCUACAAUUCUGUAUUCUCGACGUUUCUUUCCUUACUAUGUUUACAACAUAAUUGGUGGACUUGAUGAAGAAGGGAAGGGAGCAGUAUAUAGCUUCGAUCCAGUGGGUUCAUACCAGAGAGAUUCUUUCAAAGCAGGUGGAUCAGCAAGUGCCAUACUGCAGCCCUUGCUGGAUAACCAGAUUGGCUUCAAGAACAUGCAAAAUGUGGAACACGUACCUCUGACCUUGGAAAAGGCUUUGCAGCUGGUUAAAGAUGUCUUUAUUUCUGCUGCUGAGAGAGAUGUGUACACUGGGGACGCACUUAAGAUUUGCAUUGUCACAAAAGACGGAAUUAAAGAGGAAACUUUCCCGUUGCGAAAAGACUAAUUCAGUUCACUUGCAAAUCUGUAAUCUGUAAUGUACAAUUUACCUGUAUUAUGAAGAUGUUUGUCUUAUUAAAUUUUUUUCAAGAAUUCCAACUACUGUAAUACUGAAUGCUUUCUGUCUUUGUUAGAAGUGAUAGUGGGUGUUUUAGAAACCAGAGCUGUUCAUGGUAAGGAAGUAAGUAAGAGUUAAAAAGUCAGUUGUGUUCAUCUCAUCUUAACCUAUUGAUCAAUCUCAUUCCAAUGUCAGUUUAAUCCCCUUCUUGAAAUCCCUUCAUCAUACAGUCCGGAGGAGUUCAAAUGUGUUAAAACUCAGGCUCACAGACUUUUGUAAUAGUGCUUUCUGUUCAGCCUUGGGUUAAUGAGAAAAGAAUUUGUGUUGUUUGUACUUUAUAGCUUGCUUUUUAUACCUUCUCCUUGGUCUAUCUGACAUGCUGUCCUGACACUUGACUUCUGUACUUACUUACAGAGGUUAUAAAUGAGUCAUCUGAAAUCAGUUUCUCUGUAAAAGGGACAAAAUGUUAAAUUUAAUCUGUCAAAGAUUAGUCCUGGACUCUACAUCUGGACUCACCUCCGUGAGUUCCUGUUUCUGGGUUAAUGCUCAAAAUCUGAAGCUUUGUCCUUUUCUGGCUACUGAUGGAAAGUAACUUAGAAUGGAGAGUCUUUGAGUGCCUUUUCAUUUCUGGGUUGGUUUUGGUUCGGUUUGUUUUUCAGUCCUACUACUACUGCAUUUGAUUCUUGGGAAAUUGUAUCAAAAGUAGAGUGCCUGGUGUGCUGUAUGAAACUGGGAAACUGGCUUGAGUAGUAGGACCUUGAGAAAGCAGAGAUGCAUCCUCAAGGACAAAAUAGUCCUCUCUUUUUGUGGAGAUUUUUUCACAGCUUGUAGCUAUUUAGAACAGGAGGUAUAAAAUAUCUAGCUGCUUGAGAUGGUAUACUUGUUUUCUCAAAGAACAAUUUUACUGAUGUGUUUGACUACCCUGUCUCCUGUUGGGAGGUGGCUCCCCGCCUUCUCUGCACCAUUUUGGGUGCUGUGCAUUUUUCCUGGCUCUGGCUGGUUCUUCACCAGCAGUGGUGGUCUUUGGCUUUCUAGACAGUUUAAAAAGUGGGUAGCAUUUUGAAGCUCAGUAAUUGAAACAGCUAGUGCAUUUCACAGAAUCACCAAGGUUGGAAGAGACCUCAAAGAUCAUCAAGUCCAACCUGUCACCACAGACCUCAUGACUAGACCAUGGCACCAAAUGCCACGUCCAGUCCCCUCUUGAACACCUCCAGGGAUGGUGACUCCACCACCUCCCUGGAAACAGUCUAGCUGCAAUCCAGUGAGUGGGAACUUGGAGCAGCUGUUUUGCAAAGUGUUCAUGAAAACACUUGGUCGCUGGGUGCCACUGUUGGGCAGAGGAAGGAGGUAACUCCUCAUCUCCCAGUAGUUGGGCAGUAUGAAAGGUACAGAGCAUCUCACUGAAUAAUACACAAGACUAUUAAGCACGUUCAGUGUUCAAUGUAAUG